GGCGCGAUGGCAGUCGAUCUCCCAAGGUUGGGAAGAAGUGGCAGAAAGAAGCAAAAAGCCAAGUCGGCAUCGUCACCACAACCGAGCUCGAAGCUGUGAUCGACCAUAGCAGUAGCGCGCGUGAGAUCGCGUGCAUUCUUCUUUCUGCGCCCUGACAGCAGCAGUAACAGCAGAAACUAUGCCCCCAGACGUGCCAGACAAACCACCAGCGGCCGACAUCCAACGAGGCGACUACACAGACGACCAGCUCGGAUCUCUCGCCUUCUUCCUCUCCCGCCUUGUAGAGCCGUAUCUCCAGUAUCAAAUCCUAGCUAAUGGCUAUGGGUCUUCACUCAUCCGCCGUCUCGGAGGCACGCCUCUACCUCCAGGCCCUGCUCUAAGCACGCCGUCAUUCAUGGGCCGCCUCGGUCUCUCACCCUAUCGUACCAUUCUCUUCGGCAUGUCUGUAGGAAGCAUGGUGAAACAGAACUAUUGGCUCACUGUGAUUCGAAGAGAGCGCAUGACACCAGCGCUAGGAGUAAUGGUGGGCGUGCUCAACGCGGCCAUGAAUAGCUUGAACACUCUGUUAUUUGUAUGCGCGCAAACGAGCGCAAGCACGAAUGGAGAGCACUUCCCUCAAACGCCUCUGCAGGUCGGAACUGCACUAUACGUCUUAGGCCUCGGCAUUGAAUGGUUGAGCGAGGAGCAGAGACAUGCAUGGAAGAAGGACCCGAAGAACAAGGGAGAAGUGUAUGGUGGUGGGCUAUGGAGCUUGAGCAGACAUAUCAACUACUUCGGAUACACACUUUGGCGGGCAGGCUACGCUCUUGCUGGUGGAGGCUGGGUGUGGGCUGGAACCGUGGCUGCAGUUUUCACUGCUCAAUUCGUGAUGGCGACAAUUCCCGGUCACCAGAAGUACAUGGAGGAGAAGUACGGCGAGAAGUUCAAGGCAUACGAGCGGAGGACGCCUCACAAGUUUAUCCCUUGGAUCUAUUGACAGGAGGAAGCCGCAUGCCACGUACGUUGAAUUUGUUGAUGAUACCCAGAAAUUGCGCUACGAAACACAUUAUUGGGCUCGCAAACAGAGAGUUGUACGUAUGGCCCGC
Molecule: messenger RNA, 1085 nt
Organism: Cercospora beticola
Lineage: Eukaryota; Fungi; Ascomycota; Dothideomycetes; Mycosphaerellales; Mycosphaerellaceae
Cellular component (GO): membrane
Source: RefSeq, a predicted model, not a curated record